Paraglomus brasilianum is the source of this 993-nucleotide messenger RNA. The record is from the annotation of a GenBank genome assembly. NCBI's taxonomy places the organism in Eukaryota, Fungi, Glomeromycota, Glomeromycetes, Paraglomerales, Paraglomeraceae.
AUGCCUACUUUUCCAACUUCUCUACUUAAUUCUACAAAUACCCUUACUUCUCAUGAACGUAAUCUUGUAUUUAAUCCACCUUAUACGCUCAACAUUCCCCUUGACUCUCUUAUUAAUCCAAGACGUAGGCGAAACAAAAACCAAUAUUCAAGGCCUCCCCGCCCGUCUAAUCCUUGGAUUUUUUUCCGUACAAAUUUCGCGAGCAGAUUGCGAUCUCAAAACUCUGGAAAUUCAUACAGUAUUCAAGACGUCUCUAGGAUAGCUGGUGAAGAUUGGAAAAGUCAGCCAAUUGUAGUCAAACAGUACUUCGACGCCUUGUCCAAAUUGGCUCUAGAACGGCAUAAAGAAACCUAUUCUGGCUACAUUUACAGGCCAAAAAGAGCGAAGCAAAACAAAAGAAAAAAUUGGUUGUUUAGAGAAGUAGAUAAAGCCAAAUUUAUAGAACGUUCGAUUGAUGAAAACAAUGUCACCAAGAAAAAGCAAGAAAGAAGGGCCAAUGUUCAAUUGGAUAACUCUGUUCAAAUGAACGAAGAUGAACAACAAAGUAACUGUCUUGAACAAAACAAAAAUGAACAGCUUCAACCGUAUGCUCUUUUGAGUGAUUUUGUUCAACAAAACAAAUACGAAAAGUUUCAAGCAUCAGAGGAAUAUGCUCUAUUGGAUGGCUUUGUUCAACUGACUGAAUGUAGGCCCAUCGACGAAUCAGGUCAACUGAACGAAUACAAACAACUUCCAGACGAAUACACUCUCUUGGAUCACCAGAUUGAAUACGAUCAACUGAAUGGAUAUAAACACGUUGAAGUAUCGACCCUAUUGGGUGAAUCUCUUCAAUUAAAUGAAUACGACCAAUUUGUUGGAUACGGUCAAAGAAACGAAUAUGCUCCAUUAAAUGAGUAUUAUGAACUAGUUUCAUAUAUUGACGGGCAGAUCAGUGAAAGUUUGCUCAUUAAUGAAUUGAUAUACUAUGACGUUCACUCCAAUACAUUUCUAUAA